AUACUGAAAAUAAACCAAAAACGGGGACUCAACGGUCCCUUUUCACUCUCUCUCUUUCUUUCUUUAUCUCUCCCUUCAAUGUAGUUCAUCGGAGAAUGGCAAACUAUCACCGGAACAACGUCGGAAACCUCGUUCUCGGCCACCGCCACCGCCACCACCACUCUUCGAAACCACCAACAUUCUCCCACCACUUCCGUCUCUGGAACUCCCUUUCCAUUGCUUCUCUCCGUCGUCUCAUCUUCCACGCCGUCAGCUGCGGUGGCGCCACCUCCCGUUAUAAUCACCGCCGCCGUAGCACUUUCAACGAAGAUGACACUGAAGACUUCUCUUCAUCAGCAGCUUCUUCCUUCGACAAACGACAACAGACUCAAACUUCAAAACCGAAUGUGAAAUCGGAGAAACUCUCCGAUCUUCUUAACAUGGCGGAGAUAGAGACGGAAGAGGAAGCAAAGAAGAAGGAAGAAGCUCUAGAGAAACUUAAGAGACUUGUGAAGGAUUUGCAUGAGGAAGAUGAUUCGGUGAAGCGGCGUGAAGCUGCGACCACCGUGAGAAUGCUCGCUAAGGAGAAUUUGGAAGUCAGAGGAACACUUUCGAUGCUCGGAGCUAUUCCACCAUUAGUCGCAAUGCUCGAUUCAAAAGACGUUGAUUCUCAGAUCGCUUCUCUCUACGCUUUGCUCAAUCUCGGAAUCGGAAACGAUACAAAUAAAGCAGCCAUUGUUAAAGUUGGUUCUGUACACAAGAUGCUUAAGCUUAUUGAAUCUUCAGAUGGUAUUGAUUCAGCGGUUUCUGAAGCGAUUGUUGCGAAUUUUCUUGGAUUAAGUGCGUUGGAUUCGAAUAAACCAAUUAUUGGGUCUUCGGCUGCAAUACCCUUUUUAGUUAGAACUCUUCAGAAUAAGAAUUUAGAUAAGCAAAGUAGUAAUCAAGUUAAGCAAGAUGCUCUUAGAGCACUUUACAAUCUUUCAAUCUUCCCAGCCAAUGUUCAGUUUAUUUUGGAAACUGAUUUGGUACUGUUUCUGAUAAACUCGAUUGGCGACAUGGGAGUAACUGAAAGAAACCUUUCAAUCCUUAGCAAUUUGGUAUCAACUAGAGCAGGUAGAAAGGCGAUAAGUGCUGUCCCGGAUGUGUUCCCUAUCUUGGUCGAUGUAUUGAAUUGGAAUGAUUCACCUGAAUGCCAGGAAAAGGUUUCGUAUAUUUUGAUGGUUAUGUCGCAUAAAUCUUAUGGUGACAAGCAGGCCAUGAUAGAGGCAGGGAUUGUGUCGUCGCUUCUUGAGUUGUCGCUUAUUGGUACUACUUUGACUCAGAAACGGGCAUCAAGGCUAUUGGAAAGUUUGAGAAUAGAUAAAGGGAAACAGGUUUCAGGGAACUAUAACGGAAAUUUAGGCGCAACUGUUUCUGCCCCAAUUUGCGGAACUUCAUCGUCGUGUGCAAAACCAGAUGGAGGUGGAGGAGGAAAAGAUUGUUCGGAAGAAGAUGAAGAUAUGAUGAGCGAAGAGAAGAAAGCAGUGAAGCAAUUAGUCCAAUUAAGUUUGCAAAACAACAUGAGGAAAAUUGUGAAGAGGGCCAACUUGCCUCAAGAUAUAGUCCCAUCAGAUCAUUUUAAGUCACUCACUUCAAGUUCAACUUCUAAGAGUUUACCAUUCUGAAGAAUUUUCGAUGUGCAGUGAGUCUAGGUUGAAGAGUAUGAACCAUAAUGUAUGUUAGUCUUUAUAUCAUAGUUUUUAAUUAGCUUUUAAGCUUGUAUUGUAUGUAGUAGUAGUUAAAUUCUUUACUAGCAUUGCUAAAUUAGACAUUGCUUGUCAAGAUCUUAAUAGAUAGUUGUAAAAUAUAUUUCUAGUUUAGGUUUCUUGAUAAGAUUGCAUUGUUUCUUUUCUGUUUAAUAUUUUGUUUCUUUUA
Medicago truncatula (barrel medic) is the source of this 1893-nucleotide messenger RNA. RefSeq names its product U-box domain-containing protein 7. Lineage: Eukaryota; Viridiplantae; Streptophyta; Magnoliopsida; Fabales; Fabaceae. The record is from RefSeq and is a predicted model, not a curated record. The transcript has 2 exons. Gene Ontology annotation, molecular function: protein binding. The coding region runs from base 96 to 1643 and encodes 515 amino acids.